UUUAACAAGAUAGCCUCCUCUUCCCCCAGGGGCUUGGGGGCUCAUCGUUGGUGGGUGCGUCAGGCAGGGGUCUCCAGAGAAAUGGAAGCAAUAGGAUACAUAUAUGUGUAUGUGUGUACGUAUGCAUGUGGGUGUGUGUGUCUGGAAAAUUUUAUCUUAAGAAAUUUGCUCAUGCCAUUGUGAGGCUAGCAAGGCCAAAAUAUGCAGGGCAGUUCAGCGCAUUGGAAUCUUCAGGGUGGAUGCUGCAGUCUUGAGGAGAAUUAAUUCUCUGGGAGACCUCUUUUCUCUUAAGGUCUUCAACUGAUUGGACAAGGCCCACCCACACCAUCGAGGAUUAGGCACAUCUUUUACUUCAAGCCCGCUGAUUGUAGGCAUGGACAACAGCUACAAAAGACUUUGAUAGCAAAACUGAGGGAGAAUUUUGACUUAGACCAAGAGGUGCAGGACCUGGAGACCCCAGGGCUCUAGGGGCUGUAGGCAGGUCCCUACUCUCUUGCCUUCCCUCCUUUGGCCCUAAGGGUUCCUGUGCAGUCUGACCCAGGGCCUCAAAAGGCCAUCUGCCCUGCCUGGGAACUCUGGACUGGAGGGGAGGCAGGGCAUGCUCUACAGAAGAUGCCUUCUGAGGCGGGGUGGAUUACUGGCCAGAGAAGGCCUUGCAGGAGCCAUGACAGGCUCGGGAUGUAACUCUGCUUUGGCCAAAAACUGGCUCUGGGGUACUGACCCCCCCCCACCUCUUUCUAGAAUUGAUGCAGCGUGGAGCCUGCCCGUGCCCCUGUGGGACCAAAUCGGGUGGCCCAAGAACCAGGGAGGUUCUCACAGACAAAUGUUCCAAGUCUUAUCUCUUCCCCUAAGUUACUUACAGAGUAGCAGGGGACAAAGCCUCGAACCCAGCCAGCAAGAUACAGCAGGAACAGGAGGUACUGGGUCCAAGGCCUGAGCGCAGAGGGGGAGUCUGGCUCCACCCCCAUGUCCAGAUAUAUCCUUGAGCUCCCACCCCUCAAAGAGCUGAUUUUCCCAGAGCGUCCUCUGUGCCCUGCUCUCUGUGCAUCCUUGGCCACUGCUUACAAGUGAAGAGCUGGCUGUGAUGGCAGGAGGCUCCACUAACACCAAGAAGGUAGAAAUGUCCUUGGCUGAAGAGCUGGUUCCUAAAAGCCAGGAGCCUAGCCGCGAGCAAGUGCUGAUAGCAGAAAUGUUGGAGCAUGGAAUCCGUUCCCUGGGUGCUUCUCAGCGCCGUCAGAAGUUGGAUUCAAAGAUUUCCGAUUCUGCUGCAGCUUGGAAUUCGGCUGCCAACAAGUCCAAGAAAACGGGGCCCCAGCUGCCGCCAAAGAAAGCGUCCAAAGAACCAAGCCAGGAGGGCGGCUUCCAAGGCAUGGGGUUCCUUUACGAGCGCAACCUGGGGGCAGACAUGAUCGCUGAGAUUGGCCUGGAGGAGCUAAACGGGCUGGAGAUGGAAAUCAUGAGAAGACAGCUGCAAGUGAUCACCGGGCGGCUGCGGGCCCUGGAGGACCAGGGCGCCACCUGGCGCCACAGGGAGACCCUCUUCUUCACCAUGCUGGUAUCCGUCUGCAUUGCCAACCUCUGGCUGUGGCUGCGCCAGUGAUGCUUCACGCAGGCCACCUGCACAUGGAGCCCUCCCCUCCUCCCCUUCCUUCCCUCGGCCACCCCUGUCGUCUCCUCCCCACCCUUCAGCAGCAGCUGGGAGGUGGAGGAAGGUCCGAGGGGGCUGAGAGGCAGCCCCCGUGGAGGGCAAGGAGGGUGGCAUCCAGUUGCCUCAGGAACACCAGGGGUAGGUGCUUCCUACCUGCCUGUCAGGGCUCCAUGGUGACCGUCUUGGAGCCACAUCUUGCCUGGGGGCCCUCGGUGUCCCUUCUGUUCCAUCCUUGGCAGGGGCUUGGCUGUGUCUUCCCUGUUCUCUUCAAUGUCAUGCAUUGGGCUCUGCACAGAGAAUGUUCUUAAUAAAAGUUUAGUGAUAGCAGCAAA
Molecule: messenger RNA, 1980 nt
Organism: Phacochoerus africanus (Common warthog)
Lineage: Eukaryota; Metazoa; Chordata; Mammalia; Artiodactyla; Suidae
Gene: FATE1
Product: fetal and adult testis expressed 1
Exons: 5
Coding region: 1085-1600 (171 amino acids)
Biological process (GO): negative regulation of mitochondrial calcium ion concentration; negative regulation of apoptotic process
Cellular component (GO): mitochondrial outer membrane; mitochondria-associated endoplasmic reticulum membrane contact site; endoplasmic reticulum
Molecular function (GO): ubiquitin protein ligase binding
Source: RefSeq, a predicted model, not a curated record